This is a messenger RNA of Cokeromyces recurvatus, 4746 nucleotides long. RefSeq names its product P-loop containing nucleoside triphosphate hydrolase protein. The record is from RefSeq and is a predicted model, not a curated record. The transcript has 11 exons. Gene Ontology annotation, molecular function: actin filament binding; microfilament motor activity; ATP binding. Lineage: Eukaryota; Fungi; Mucoromycota; Mucoromycetes; Mucorales; Mucoraceae. Gene Ontology annotation, cellular component: vesicle; myosin complex; actin cytoskeleton. Gene Ontology annotation, biological process: actin filament organization; vesicle transport along actin filament. Bases 1 to 4746 code for a protein of 1581 amino acids.
AUGGCAGAUACAUUAUCUUCAGGAGUAAAGCAAGCCAUCGAAGUAUAUACGAAGGAUACAAAGGCAUGGUUUGAAGAUGAAGAUGAGGCUUGGGUAUCUGCUUCCGUGAUUUCCAAGCAAGAAACAUCUAAUGGCAUUAAAAUUAUAUUUCAAGAUGAUAAAGAUGAAGAAAGAGAACAUGUAUUUGAAAGCACAUUUGCUCUAUUGGAGAAAACAAAAGGCGCCAAUUUACCACCUUUAAGGAAUCCACCUCGUCUAGAAAAUACAGAAGAUUUAACUAAUUUGAGUUAUUUAAAUGAGCCUUCAGUUCUAAACACAAUUCGUACACGUUACUUUCAACGUAACAUAUACACUUAUUCUGGUAUCGUCUUAAUUGCUGCUAAUCCUUUUGCUAAUGUUCCACUUUAUGAGCCUGAUAUCAUCCAGCAAUAUUCAGGUAGACGACGUGGUGAACUAGAACCUCAUUUAUUUGCUAUUGCUGAAGAUGCUUAUCGUUGUAUGGUCCGCGAAAAAAAGAAUCAAACUGUGGUUGUGUCAGGUGAGAGUGGUGCGGGUAAAACAGUGAGUGCAACACAUAUUAUGAGAUAUUUUGCUACGGCUGAUGAUAAGGAGUCCGGAAAAAUGAAAGAUACAUCUCAGGGAAUGACAGAAGUAGAAGAGCAAAUUAUGGCCACAAACCCUAUUAUGGAAGCAUUUGGUAAUGCUAAAACAACAAGAAAUAAUAACAGUUCGAGAUUUGGUAAAUACAUUGAGAUUCAAUUUGAUGGUAAAAAUAACAUUGUGGGCGCCAAAAUCAGAACAUAUCUUUUAGAAAGAUCAAGAUUAAUUUUCCAGCCUGAAACGGAAAGAAAUUACCACAUUUUUUAUCAGCUUUGUUCAGGUGCACCAAGCAAUGAAAGAAAAAAUUUAGAAUUAAAUGAUUGGAGUAAAUUCCAUUAUCUUAACCAAAGUGGUGUGGGCACAAUCCCCGGCGUUGAUGACGCUGUUGAAUUUGAGCUUACUCAGAAAUCACUUUCUCUUGUGGGUAUUGCUGUCGAAUCUCAAUGGCAUAUUUUUAAAUUAUUAGCAGCUCUCCUACAUAUCGGUAACAUUGAAAUUACGGGACGCAAUGAUAAUGUUACUCUAGAUGAAAAACAGCCUGCUUUAGUCACCGCCACACACCUCUUAGGCAUCAAAAGUAGUGACUUCCGCAAGUGGCUCAUUCAAAAACAAAUUGUAACACGUAAUGAUAAGAUCGUAAAAAAGCUCAAUCCAUUACAAGCCACUGUUGUUCGAGACUCUGUUGCUAAGUAUAUCUAUGCUAAUCUCUUUGAUUGGCUUGUUAAAGUCGUCAAUGACUCCCUCUCCUGUAAUGAUGCUAGCCAAAUUCAAACUUUUAUUGGCGUUCUUGAUAUUUACGGUUUUGAACAUUUUAAAAAGAAUUCCUUUGAGCAAUUUUGUAUCAAUUAUGCUAAUGAAAAGCUCCAGCAGCAAUUUAAUCAACAUGUUUUUAAGCUUGAACAGGAAGAAUAUGUGAAGGAAAAGAUUGAUUGGAAAUUUAUCGAGUUUAGUGACAAUCAAGGAUGUAUUGAAGUAAUUGAAUCUAAAUUAGGUGUACUAUCAUUGUUAGAUGAGGAGUCAAGAAUGCCGUCGGGCACUGACCAAGGAUUUUGUAAUAAGCUUUAUGCAUCAUUUGGCGAUAAUAGCAAGUACCAAAAGUAUUUUAAGAAACCUAGAUUUUCAAAUAGUGCAUUUAUUAUCUGUCAUUAUGCGCACGAUGUUGAGUAUGAUGCAGAAGGGUUUUUAGAUAAAAAUAAAGAUACAGUACCUGAUGAAAUGUUAGCUGUAUUGCAGAAUUCAGAAUCAAAGUUUUUAGUUGAAAUGUUACAGACAGCUACAGAAGCUGCAACAAGUCAAGAAGUGAAGCCUGCACCUGUUAAAAAAAUGGGCAUGGCAAUUGCCAAAAAACCCACAUUGGGCUCUAUUUUCAAGCUUUCGUUAAUUAACUUGAUGGAUACGAUCAAUAACACUAAUGUACAUUAUAUUCGGUGUAUCAAACCAAACGAAGCUAAGGUUGCUUGGGGCUUUGAACCCAAUAUGGUUCUUUCACAGUUAAGGGCAUGUGGUGUAUUAGAAACCAUUCGAAUUAGUUGUGCAGGUUAUCCAUCUCGCUGGACUUUUGAAGAUUUUGCUGACCGUUUCUAUGCCCUUGUCAACUCUAAAUAUUGGGAUCCAAAUCUGAACCCAGAUAUUCACCAGCUCUGUCGUGUUAUCUUGGAGAAAUAUAUCCCUGAUACUGACAAAUAUCAAGUAGGUUUAACAAAGAUUUUCUUUAGAGCAGGCCAGUUGGCUUAUCUUGAAAAAUGUCGUCGAGAACGAUGGGAUCAAUGUACAAUUCUUUUACAAAAGAAUAUGCGACGUUUUAUUGUACGUAUAAACUACCUAAGAAAGUUAGAAUUGAUUCAAAGACUGCAACGGGUGGCAAGACAAAAGUAUGGUAAACGAAAAUUAGAAUUGGCAAAACAAAACAAGGCUGCUAUCAAGAUUCAAACAUGUUGGAGACGAUAUUCACAGCGCCAGAAAUAUUUAAAACAAAGAGAUGUAAUAAUAAGAUUCCAAGCUACUGCAAAAGCUCAUUUGACACGCAAAUCAUUCGCUCAUUUGCGACAACAUUUUGCAGCAAUCAAGAUUCAGGCAUUAUUGAAAGGCUGGAAGGUACGAUCUGAGUUUUUAAGAAAGCGAAAGGUGAUUACAGGAUUGCAAACAGCUAUACGAUGUCGACUAGCAAAGCAAGCAUUGAUCGUACUCAAGCAGGAAGCACGAUCAGCGAACCAUUUCAAGGAAGUUUCAUAUAAAUUGGAAAGUAAAGUAGUUGAAUUGACACAAAGCGUAACACGCUAUAAAGAAGAAAAGGAUCAGUUGCGUGUGCGUGCUGAUCAAUUGGAGCAGCAGGUGGUAUCGUGGUCACAACGAUACGAGCAAUUAGAUGCACGAGCUAAAGACCUUGAAUUUUCACUUAGCAAUGCUUCAUCAACAGAGGAGCUUGAAACUAUUAAGGAUGAACGUGAUCGACUUGAAUCUGACUAUCAACAUUCUUUGGAACGUAUUAAAAAGCAAGACCAAGAGAUUGAACGACUUCAGCUGGACCUGGCAAAACAAAAGGAGGAAAUAGCCAAGCUUGUAAAACAACAAACCAGUAGAUCUACUGCAGAUACAGGUGAUGAGGAUGUUACAGAACUUAAGAACCAGAUCGUGGCACUUAAGGCACAAUUAUCACAGUCAUUGAAAAAUAAUCAUCCUAAGCGACAAGGAUCAGUAUAUCGUGCGCUAUCACCACAAAGACGUAUUUCACCAUCACCUGACGCACGAAGAGGACGUUCACCUGGUUCUUUAGCAGUACGACGACAUAGUAGUACUGUUACUUCGCCUAUCAAAGUUGUAUAUGCUGAGCCAGAGCAAAUGAUACCCAAAUCUGAUCGUACCAUGCCAUUUGCCAACCAUCAAGAACAGUCAAAUGCAGAAGAAGCUCUUAAUACUCUCUUAAAUAAUAAUAGUGAUAUAUUGGAACAGGAGGUUAUUGAUGGUUUACUAGAGUCUUUAAAGAUCGUGCCACCAGACACUCAGAAGCAGCCUCCCAAGCAAGAAGUUGUGUUUGCUGUACACAUUAUUGCCCAGGUUGUGACACAAAUGUGGCGAUCUGGUUAUUUAAUAGAAUCAGAACGCCUUUUAUUUAGAGCAAUGGACACGAUACAAAAGGAUUGCUUAUCGUUCAUGGCGGAAGACACAAUUGUACCCUGUGCUUAUUGGUUAUCAAACACACAUGAAUUAUUGUCAUUAGUGUAUUCGAUAGAACAGGAGCUUGAACGCGAAAUGCAUUAUAAUUCAAUUCAUGGACGUCGGGCUGUUGGCUGGCAUGAUUUCGAAAAACUAGUGUCUACAAUAAAAUUCGAGCUCCAAUGCUUAGAAGAUAAUAUUUAUCAUCAUUGGCUCUCUGAACUUAAGAAGAAGUUAAAUAAGAUGGCGAUACCAGCAGUAAUUGAGAGUCAAUCAUUACCCGGAUUUAUGACUAAUGACUCAACCCGAUUUUUUGGCAAGAUUUUAUUGAAUAAUCAAGCAACCUAUUCCAUGGAUGAUUUGUUAAACUUUUUAAAUCGAGUCUGGCAUACAAUGAAGGCGUAUUAUGUAGAGCUGUAUGUAAUCGAACAAGUAUUAACAGAGUUAUUAAGAUUAAUUGGUGUGACAACCUUUAAUGAUUUAGUGAUGAGGCGAAACUUCAAUUCAUGGAAACGAGCUAUGCAAAUUCAAUAUAAUAUUACUCGUUUAGAAGAAUGGUGUAAAGCACAUGAUGUAGCAGAAGCUACAAAUCAACUCGAGCAUUUAAUGCAGGCUACAAAAUUAUUACAACUUAAGAAGGCUACAUUAGAGGAUAUUAAGAUUAUUUAUGAUGUUUGUUGGUUCCUCGCACCAACGCAAGUACAAAAAUUAAUUCAAAAUUAUUGUGUAGCAGAUUAUGAGGAUCCUAUAAGUAAUGAUAUUUUGAGAGCAGUUGCAUCUCGUGUGAGUAGUGGUGAUGCAGGCGACAUCUUAUUACUAGAUAAUGUUUCUAUUGAAGAUAGUGAUUAUGACCCACCUGAACCACAUAAUGUUGUGGCUAAUUCAUAUAUUCCUAGCUAUUUAAAUUUGCAGCAUGUUCAGCAAUUAAUUUCUUUAGUCAAUUUGGCUCGAAAGAAUAAGUCACAACGCAUGGAUUCUCUAACAUUUGCAUAA